AUGAUAGCGGCAGCCGCAGUGAUUCCCGUAACUUUGCGAUAUAUACCUGUUUUAUCAAAAUCCCGAACCGGUAUUACGACGACGACUCAGAGUGAGAAAAAAAUCCUAAUCGGCCGAUGAACGCAAGAGUCAUCAUUUCUUCCUUGACUAAAUCUUUGAUCGUAUCAUCGUCAUUAUUUGCCGAUAUAUUUCAUUGGUUGAUCGAUCUAAAUCAGUAGUCAUUUUACAGUUGAUUGUGGUCAAUUGGAUUCAAUUCGAUAGCGGAUACGCGGAACUUUACUUAUAUGCAUGUCAAUUUUGCUAUAUAAGGAAACGUCGUUGAGGUGUUCCGUCAUUCUUUAAGUGCGGUUUUCCCUGUCAAUUCGGCUCUUAAUUCCUCUCUUCAACAUUCUUAAUAAUGAAGGCGCUAUUGAUUGUGGUCGCAUUACUCGUAGCCGUCGAGGCUCAAGCUCAUCAAGGAUGGCCAUAUUAUGGCCAUAGUGCCGGAAAUGGAAGAGGAUUUAAUUAUCCUGGCCGUGGUCCUUGGGCAUAUCCGCAGCAACAGCAGAAUCAAAAUAAUAUAUAUGGUUCCGAUGUCGAAUGGGUUUGCCAAAAUCCGAAAACAAAUGACAUGAUGAUUAUCGCUACUGAUAACACACGACGACAGCAUCCUGGUGGAGGACCAUGGUGGCAAUCGCAAAAUCCAGGACACCAAGGAAAUCGUCAUCAGCAUGGAAAUCAAUGGGAACAACCGAUUAUUGUCGUCGAACAAGAACCUACUAAUUCUAACACUAAUAAUAACAGAUUACCACCGUUAUUCCCGCAAACAUCAGAAACUCCUAACAACAACAAUAAUAAUAAUAAUAAUAACAAUCAACCACAAUCAACCACGCCACCUUAUCACGGCGGAGAAGGAAUGAUAGAUAUUAGAGUUGCACAAUAAACAAUAAAUAUAUAAUGUAGAAAUAUAUAAAAUCUAUAAGAUUUUAAUGUAAGAUUUCUAUUUUUUAAGAGGAAAUCGCUUUUUAUAAUUGUAUAACAAAUAAAAAUAAAAAUAUGCACAAUUGUGUAUACAUAUCGAAUCUA
Molecule: messenger RNA, 1065 nt
Organism: Nylanderia fulva
Lineage: Eukaryota; Metazoa; Arthropoda; Insecta; Hymenoptera; Formicidae
Source: RefSeq, a predicted model, not a curated record